AUGUCGGAGAUAGCACCGAACAAACAACGAGAUGCUGCGCGACCGAAGCCGGACACGAGGGCGCCCCCCGUGUGCCCGACCGACGACGAUGAGACGAUAGCGACGAGGAAGAAGACGCGGACGUUUGAUUAUAUCUGGCGGUCCGGCGUCGCGGGAGGCUUGGCAGGCUGUGCUGCAAAAACGGUCGUCGCACCCCUCGAUCGAGUCAAGAUCCUCUUCCAGGCGAGCAACCCUCAGUUCGCAAAAUACACGGGCUCAUGGUUCGGUGUUGUGACGGCAAUGAAAGAUAUCCGUUCUCACGAAGGCGUCACCGGGCUGUUUAGAGGACAUUCGGCGACGCUGAUUCGAAUCUUCCCUUACGCCGGCAUCAAGUUCCUUGCUUAUGAACAAAUCCGCUCCCUCGUUAUUCGCCGGAAAGACCAAGAGACGCCUUGGCGCCGGCUCAUCAGCGGCUCCAUGGCGGGCGUUACUUCUGUCUUCUUCACAUACCCUCUAGAGGUCAUUCGCGUCCGUUUGGCUUUCGAGACAAAACACGGGGGCUCCUCGUUAGCCGCGAUUUGCCGCCGGAUUUACAACGAGCGUUUUGUGCGGACCUCCCCGGCUGCACAAGCGGCCAGUACCUCGGCAACCGAGGCGACGGCCACCUCCGCAGUCGCCGCAAUCGCCCCGCGUUCGGGACUCAUCAAUUUUUACAGAGGCUUCACGCCGACUUUGCUGGGCAUGCUUCCUUACGCCGGCAUGUCCUUCCUCACGCACGAUACGGCAGGCGACCUUCUCCGCCAUCCUAGCCUCGCCAAAUACACAACCCUUCCUCAGCCAAAGAACUCACCCGCGGGAAAGGCCGCGCCGCUCCGGUCCUGGGCCGAGCUACUUGCCGGCGGUGUCGCCGGCCUCAUUUCUCAGACGGCGUCGUACCCCUUGGAGGUCAUUCGCCGGCGGAUGCAGGUUGGCGGCGCCGUUGGAGAUGGCCACCGGCUUCGGAUUAGCGAGACGGCGGCCAUGAUUUUCCGAGAGAGGGGAAUGCAGGGGUUCUUUGUGGGCUUGACGAUCGGCUAUGUUAAGGUGGUGCCUAUGGCGGCCGUGGCCUUUUACACGUACGAGCGAGCCAAGACGUGGCUCAAAAUCUAG
Messenger RNA from Colletotrichum spaethianum, 1128 nucleotides. RefSeq names its product mitochondrial carrier protein LEU5. The transcript has 2 exons. Bases 1 to 1128 code for a protein of 375 amino acids. The record is from RefSeq and is a predicted model, not a curated record. Gene Ontology annotation, biological process: transmembrane transport. Lineage: Eukaryota; Fungi; Ascomycota; Sordariomycetes; Glomerellales; Glomerellaceae.